AUGACCGAUCCAAGCAAGCUUCGCGACGACGACAAGAUGAGAGUGCUACGACAUCUUUUCCAUGAAGUGGGGGAGAUCUGCUUCAAGGCCUACAAGCUUCGUGGUACCGCACCUCGACAGCCAGUUGACUUGGAUGUCAGAUGGUGGGCAGUCAGUCCCGAGAUGGCUGCGUUUGAGAAGGCAAAAGAGAAGGCCUUAAACGCGAGACCGAUUUACCGAGCUGGAGGACAGGCGGGCGGAGAACUGGACGUAGAAAGCGGAGGCGCUGCGGAGGCGCGCGGACGUGCUCCGGAUCCCGCAACCUCCGCCUCCGCCGGAGGCCCGGCGGGGACCGGCAGCGGAGCAGGCAACCAGGUACCUCCCAGGGAGGCGCACGCGAGUCGUCACCGACCCGACAGGGUGCUCAGUCUCUACGGGAGCUCCAGAAAACAACGAGUACACAACGAGGCCAGCUGGCAAGAGGACAAGCUAAUCGAUCCCCCACCUUUUCUUACAAUUGCCGAUCCCGACGAUUACCUCGUGAAACGAAGUUCCGCUCCAGCUCCUGAUGACGGGUGGCCUGUACCCGCCUCUGUGCCUGGGAAUGGAGAAGCCAGAGCACAGUGGGCCUACGAUAUUCUGGAUAUGGUCAGCGACAACGCACUGACUCCUGGGUUCAUCCUGAAAAGGUGCAUCACACUCCUGGCAGAACUACCGCUUGUUCGAAAUCAUGGCUACCCGUUGACACCAUUCCGAAAACACAAGGUGAAGCCUACGUUACCGAAGAUGGUGGACUGGAAGUCCACCAUCUUUCGCGGACCUACGACCUCCGUCGAGCUCGCGGACCUCCAGACGUACCUCCGCGCAUCUCCGUGGACAUUCGAACAUCAAGGCUCCCAACUAUAUUGCGGCAACGAGAUGGCUUGGUGUUUCAUCCUGGCAUUCUUAAUGUAUCUCCGUUAUACAAGUUCCUCUACAGGACCCUUCGACAUGGACUACGGAGAGCUGAAGGGAAUUGGGGAGAGGUUCAAACGGUAUCUUGAGAAGGCGACGUCGGACAACGCCUAUCCCGGUAUUUCGCCAAGCCGAAAAUACGAGAUCGCCAGCUCAAGGCUCGCCUAUCUAUGCACGGUCUUUGACAUGCAUUACGAGCUCGUGCAGCUGCUAGGUCUGGUGCAGCACAUGCCUGACCACACUGAAGGCUCUGCUGCAGUCACUCUCGCUCAGAUGCCUGACUUUCCGUCUUGGCAAUCACCCCGACUAGGAUUACCAUUGGCUUCCCACCAGGCACCAGAUAUAGUUCACGACAUCAAGACUUGGCUAAGCUCGCCAAAUCUCUUUGUCACCCCAGCCACAGGCCUUCCUAUCUCCCGCGAGAUAGCCCUGAAGCAUCUAUUGCUUAUGGCUUGCCUUUUAGCAGACCUUCAAAGUAUCGCGAACGAAGACUGGGAUCAGCUGGGCCACUUGGAACGAUCGGAGCUCCGGGGUUCUGAGGGGGAAUUGUUGAGCUUACUAUUUGCACAAGCAGACAGUAACGUGGACGUAUUACAGAAGCUCGGGCUGGAAAAGGAGGUUGACCUGGGGGAUCUGGACUGGGAGGAAGACGGAGGCGGAGGCGGAGGCGGAAGCGGAGGCGGGGGCGGAGGCGGGGCGGAAGGUUGUUCACCGGCGGAGGCCCGCGACGUCCGGCAUCGCGGAGCCGCCGCGGAGGACCCACGCGGCACCCGGCCUGUAUCGAAUCCCUCAGUCAGGCGCCAUCGAAAGCAUGCGGAAAGCUCGAGACCAGCACCCGAGCUGCUAGAGGCCGCACGAAGGACGAACAGGGACGGAAAUCGAUUGCAAGAGUUCUUACACCAUGCCACGACAAGGCCUAAUACACAGGGAGAAGUGAAUCAACAGCUCGCUUUCGAACUGCAUGCCCGGGAGAGGGAAAGAAUGGCCCACAACCGAGAGGUUCGCGAGCAGAGUCAGGCUGAGAAGCGUCAGCAUCCUACACCUCGUACGACGGCAGCAACCUCCUCGACCACCAACCAACAGGUCCCCGAGCUUCCUCCACCUGUCGACUUUACUCUUCUCGAUGACGCCACUAUAACGCCGGCUCCGCAGUCCUCUAGCCGCAAGAGGAAACAGCCUACCUAUCAUCAGCCAAUCCAGCAAAGCAGCCGUGCCAGCACGGCUGCCCGGACUGGCAAGUCCACCCAUCCCGUGUCAGGAGUAAAGUCGAUCGACAAGGCAAAACCCAAGAGGAAAAAGAAGGCUCCGUCAAUUGGUCGGCCUAAGAAGAGACCUCGGCCGUCAGCACGUAAACGGGCAGAAGAGCCAGACGAGCAAGACACUGGCCGAGGAUCGGACAACCUCGAUCUUCUUGAUUCAACGGACUUUGAUGGCGGGCCCUCCGACACUGAGAACUCCGAGCCGGAGAGAGACGAACAGCAUACAGAGAGCGAUGAGAACGCCAAUACCGACACCUCUGAGCAUUAUGCCCCUCGGCCGACGAAGAGACGACGGCUCAAUAGCAACACCUCCGCAGCUCCUAGUUCUACUGGAAAGCCACCUUCAAAAGUGGUUGAAGUACUUCUUACUCCACGGAAACGAGUGUCAGCAUCGCCCGCACCAGCAAAGUCGGUUAAGCCAAGGCCCAGGCCAAAAAUGGUUCGUAAGCCCAAGCCGGUUUUGAAGCCAUCAAGUGCAACAGGAAGUACUCGGAGAUCGCAAACACCAGGGAAGACCGUACAUUUCGAUACCCCUGUAUCUACACCUAGGAGGAGCUCACGGUUGAGUGGGGAGGCAUGA
Molecule: messenger RNA, 2772 nt
Organism: Peniophora sp. CBMAI 1063
Lineage: Eukaryota; Fungi; Basidiomycota; Agaricomycetes; Russulales; Peniophoraceae
Source: the annotation of a GenBank genome assembly